Messenger RNA from Thermothelomyces thermophilus ATCC 42464, 1617 nucleotides. RefSeq lists its product as uncharacterized. The record is from RefSeq and is a predicted model, not a curated record. Bases 139 to 1326 code for a protein of 395 amino acids. NCBI's taxonomy places the organism in Eukaryota, Fungi, Ascomycota, Sordariomycetes, Sordariales, Chaetomiaceae. The transcript has 3 exons.
ACCUAACCAAUGUUAGAUGGUCCCAGGGGGCAACGGGCCGCUUGAUGGAAUUUCACAUAGACACAUACAGAAUGUCUUUUUUCCCGCUCACGACAGUUUCCUCCUCCUCGUACCCCGAGGAUCAAGUCAAAGUGCAUCAUGGCCAAAGAUUUGACGACGACCACGUUUGAGCCCAUCCAGCCCGAGGGCCUGGCGCUCUCGAUGUUGGUGACAACCGUCGUCUUCACCAUCUUGUCCAGCAUCAUGGUCUGCCUACGAUUCUACGUCCGCAUCACACUACGAUCCUUCUCCGUCGAGGACUGGCUGAUGCUUGCUGGAUGGAUCGUAAACCUCGGACAUAACGCCGCGGUUAUUGUUCUUUCGUUCUGCGGUAUCGGGUCCCACGACGACGUCAUCACGGUCGGCAUGAUGUACAAGAUGGGACUGUGGACGAUAAUCUGGCAGUUCUUGUACGUCUUGGACGGCGCACUUAUCAAGUCGAGCAUCAUCUGGACGCUCCUUCGGCUGGCCAAGGGCUUGAACAAAACGUAUACAUACAUACUCUGGGCACUGUUCGCCUUGGGCUGGGUUGUCUGGCAGAUUUCAUGGCCCGUAGCCAUCUUCCAAUGCAAACCCGUGGCUGCGGCCUGGGGCGAGCCGGGAGACUGCACUUCAGGCCAGAGGGUCAUUCUGAACGUGUCGUACUUCGUCUCGGCGGCGAAUAUUUUCACCGACGUCAGCACCUCUCUGGUGCCUAUCUUCCUGCUCCGCCACACCCGUAUGCCCACGAAACUGAAGCUCUUGACCAUGGGCGUUUUGUCGCUGGGUAUUUUUGCGUCCGUGGCCACCGUGAUCCGGAUCGCCUACACAUGGGCUUACACGGCGACUGUUGACAAAUAUUACACAAUCGCAAAGAUCGUCAUGUUGACAGUGCUCGAGUGCGACUUGGGCAUUAUAGCUGGGUCGAUGCCUAUGAUCCGCCGUCUCUUCCGCGCCCUCGCAACCUCACAUGGCUCCAAUGAGGUAACGCCCGGCCAUUCCGGCGAUGUGAACCUGGUGACUAUCGGCGGCACCGGCGGGCGCGCGCGGCGCACGACCCGCAUCAAGCUGGCAAACACCGCCAACGACACAAUCAUCGGCGAGCAUCAGGAUAAAGAAAGCAAUGACGAUAGCGACUCGACUCGCCGCAUCAUUCAAGUCACCCGCGAGGUCAAGCAGGACACUAGUGUCUCGCAUCGCGGCGGGCCUGACAACCAGUUCCAGGUCGCCGUCUCCGGCAGCGGCGGGCCAGGCCAGAAUUUCCAUCUCCCCAUCUCAACCCGCAACACAGGCCCGAGCUAUGAAUGAUGACUUGGCGCUGUUGAAACCAGGAGUUACCAGGAUGGCGCCAGGGAUCGCCAGGGCUGGCGCACCUCGAUAGAUCUGGCCUAGGAGUGUGGUGUUUUGGGCAAAUCGAGCAUUUUUCUUCGCACCCACAGGAUCUUCCAUAACCCAAUCGAACCGUGGUAUAUACUUUUUCUUCGCGCCGAAGCACUCGGGAGCGGAUCGACAUUACAUACUCUAUCACAGAAUAAUACUCAGAAGGCUACGUAACGCUUUGUCUUGGUCUUGGUACUGCAAAACGAUUACCGAUUGUAG